AUGGAUGACUCGGCGCUAUUCAUGCAAUGGGCCAUGGAGACGCUGGAGCACGAGCAGCCGGCGGGCGUCGUUAACGGCCACCCCGGCGAGGUUGCAUUCCCCUCGCUUCAGGCCCUCCGAGACGUCUCGCACGCAACCCUCGUCUUCGACGAGCUGAUCAUGGACAUGGAGGCCCACGCGGCAAACAGCGGGAGCUCCGGCGAAACCACCGACGGUAGCGGAGGCGGCAAUUUCUCGUCCACAGCGCCCAGGCAUCACGACGUUUCAACCUCGUUCAGGUGCGCUCCGAACCAUGGCAACAACAGUGGCCCCACCAACAUGGCCGUGAUGAGCUGGAACUUCAGCGCCGCCUCCGCGCAGCCCGGCAGCGACGGCACGCUGGAGGGCGCUACCGCCGUUGGCAUACCUUACGAGCGUGCCAUGCCGGACAUGGCGCACGUAUCACAGCCGACGAGGAGGACCUCCACGAAGAGCAACGCCGGUGGCAGUGGAACCGCGUCGGCUCCGUUCGUGGUGGACCACAUCAUGGCUGAGCGGAAGCGCAGGGAGAAGAUCAACCAGCGCUUCAUCGAGCUCUCCACUGUCAUCCCCGGCCUCAAGAAGAUGGACAAGGCGACGAUCCUUUCUGACGCGACCCGGCACGUGAAGCAGCUGCAAGAGAAGAUCAAAGCCUUCGAGGCCACCGGUGGUGGCAGCAACGGCAGGAGCGUCGUGGAGACGGUGGUGCUCGUCAAGAAGCCAUGCUACGCCGCCGUAGGGGACGAGAACGGCUCCCCCUCGUCGGCGUCGUCUGGGGCGCCGGCGGUGAGGGACCCGCUGCCAGAGAUCGAGGUACGCUUCUCGGAGAACGGCGUGAUGGUGAGGAUCGUCUGCGACGACGCCAAGGGGGUCGUCGUGAAGGUGCUGUCCGAGGCGGAGGAGGGGCUCCACCUCAGCAUCACCCACGCCAAUGUCAUGGCGUUCACGGCCUGCACUGUCAUCAUAACCAUCACGGCUAAGGUGGAGGAGGGCUUUACCGUGACAGCGGAAGACAUCAUAGGAAGGCUCAACUCUGUGUUGCAAUAG
Lolium rigidum is the source of this 1065-nucleotide messenger RNA. Its product is annotated as transcription factor bHLH18-like. The coding region runs from base 1 to 1065 and encodes 354 amino acids. The record is from RefSeq and is a predicted model, not a curated record. Lineage: Eukaryota; Viridiplantae; Streptophyta; Magnoliopsida; Poales; Poaceae. The transcript is spliced from 3 exons. Gene Ontology annotation, molecular function: protein dimerization activity.